AGGAAGCUUCCUCUCCUGCUACGCUUUUAUCCUUCAACUCCUUCCCCCUCUUUCUUACUCCUCUUUGCUUCUCUCAUCUAUCUCUUCAUCACUGAACAUAACAAAUUCAUUCUUUCAGUGGAAGAUUUUGCUAAUUACAGAUUACAUAUAUCCUUGUUCAUUGAUCUCUUAGAGGGUUGUUCAAUGCCUGCUAUGGGAACCCAAGAAGCCUCCUCAAGUCGAUGUUCUUAUCACGUGUUCCUGAGUUUUAGAGGUGAAGACACCCGGAAUACUUUUACUGAUCAUCUUUAUACAGCUCUACUACAUGCAGGAAUGCGCACAUUUAGGGAUGAUGAUGGACUGGAGAGAGGACAGAAUAUCACCCUAGAACUAAAUAAGGCAAUCCAAGAGUCGAGAAUUUCAAUAAUUGUCUUCUCAAAAGACUAUGCAUCAUCAAGAUGGUGUCUUGAUGAGCUUUUGAAUAUCCUUGAGCACAAGAAGACUGCUGGUCAUAUGAUUCUGCCUGUCUUCUAUCAUGUGGAUCCAUCCCAUGUAAGAAAGCAGACAGGGAGUUUUGCUGAAGCAUUUGCCACACACGAAGAGCGAUUUAAGGCAGAGACAGAAGAAAGAAAAGAGGCAGGGUUGGAGAGGAUAAAGAGGUGGAAGGCAGCUUUGAGAGAAGUUGCAGAUUUGGCAGGGAUGGUUAUUAAAGAUGGGCAGGAGGCAAGUUUUAUUCAAAAAAUUGUUAAAGAGAUUGGGAACAAAUUGAAUCGCAGGGUCUUGAGUGUUUGUCCACACCCAAUUGGAAUAGAUUCUCGUGUAAAAGACAUUAAUUUGUGGAUACAAGAUGGAUCGACGGAUGUUGGCAUAGUGACGAUAUGUGGAAUUGGUGGAAUUGGGAAGACGACCAUCGCCAAAACUGUCUAUAACCUAAACUUCGACAGAUUUGAAGGUAGCAGCUUCCUUGCAAAUAUUAGAGAAAUAUCAGAACAACCCAAUGGUUUGGUUAGGUUACAAAAGCAACUUCUUUCAGAUAUUCUAAGGGGGAGAAAAGAAAAAAUUAGCAGUGUUGACGAAGGAAUCAUUAAGAUUAGAGAUGCUAUUUGCAGUAAAAGAGUCUUAAUUGUUCUUGAUGAUGUGGAUCAAUUAGACCAAUUAAAUGCACUACUCAUCAUGCGAGAUUGGUUUUAUCCAGGAAGUAAAAUUAUCCUAACAACUAGACGUGAGCAAUUGCUGAAGGCACAUGAACUGUGUAAGAUGCACAAAGUUAAGGAAUUCAAUGAUGAUGAAUCAUUUCAGCUCUUCUGUUGGCAUGCCUUUGGACAAGACCAUCCCAUUGAAGUUUACUUGGAGAAGUCAAAAAGGGUCGUACAGUAUUGCGGAGGGCUUCCUUUAGCUCUUCAAGUGUUGGGUUCUUCCCUAUCCGGCAGACCUGUAGAUGUGUGGGAAAGUACAUUAAAGAAAUUGGAAGUUAUUCCUAACAGUCAGAUCCUAAAGAAACUUAAAAUAAGCUUUGAUUCUUUACAAGAUGACGAUGACAGAAAUGUGUUCCUUGACAUUGCUUGUUUCUUUGUUGGAAAGGAUAAAGAUUUCAUAAUUACAAUACUAGAUGGGUGUGAUUUCUACCCAAAAGUUGGAAUUCACAAUCUCAUUGAUAGAUGCCUCAUAGCUAUCGAUGAAAAUAACAAGUUGACAAUGCAUCAGUUGCUUCGGGACAUGGGGAGAGAAAUCAUACGCCAAGAAUCACCCAAGGAACCUGGGAAACGCAGCAGAUUGUGGCAUCACAAGGACGCCUUUAGCGUAUUAAAUGACAAAACUGGAACAGAUUCCGUUGAAGGCGUCACUCUCAACUUGAAUGCAUCUAAGGAAGAUUGGUCCAGGAAGAAAUUCUUUGGUUUAGAUAAUGCAAAAAGACACCAUUCAGAAGAUUUUCUUGACAAACCAACUUUACUUUCCGAAAACAAUUCAUUGAAGCAGCGUCGUCUAGGCUUCUUCUCUUGGCUCCCUAUAAAUUCUGCCUCAACGAUAUCGAAUUCCACAUCAAAUGAAGUAGAUUUGCACAUUGAUGCAUUUUCAAGAAUGCCCAGAUUAAGACUACUCCAGCUAAAUAAUGCAAGGCUCAAAGGAGACUAUGAAGAAUUCCCUAGGAAGUUGAAAUGGUUGUGUUGGCGUGGGUUCCCUUUAGAAUCUAUACCCAGUGGCCUUCAUCUGGAGAGUCUGGUUGCCCUUGACAUGCGCAAUAGCAGCUUGAAACAAGCUUGGAAUGGAAACAAGUUGCUCGGAUCGUUGAAAAUUCUUAAUCUCAGCCAUUCUCAUGCUCUUUCCAACACGCCUGACUUCUCACAAUUCCCUAAUCUAGAAAGAUUGAUUCUUAAAAAUUGCAUAAAUUUGAUUGAGAUUCAUGAAUCAAUUGAGGAAUUAGGGAGACUAGUUCUGUUGAAUCUAAAAGGUUGCAAAAAUCUUAGGAAGCUUCCAUCGAAAAUUGGCCAGCUAAAAUCUCUUCAAAUACUCAUUGUAUCUCAUUGUUCAAAGCUUGAGAAAUUGGCUACUCUCCCUGCAGUUGGGAUUGGCAUAAAUCAACCACCCUCCAUGACUACUGGGGUAAGUACAGUGCUGGGCGAGAUGGAGUCUUUGAAAAUGCUCCCUGCAGAUGGGAUUGGCAUAAAUCAAUCACCCUCCAUGACUACUGGGGUAAGAUCAUGGCCUUCACACUUCCGGGAUUGGCUAUUGGGACCAAGAAGAAGUCCAGAAUCGAUCAGCUUUUCGUUGUGUUCUUUACCUCGCUCAUUAUCAAGUUUGAGUCUUGUUGGCUGCAACCUAUCAAAUGAUGAUAUUCCAAACGAUCUUGGCAGCCUAUCCCUGUUGAAGUACUUGAAUCUAAGUGAAAACCCAAUCUGUAGCCUUCCAGAGAGCGUCAAGUGUCUCACUGUGCUCCAGGAACUCUAUCUAAACAAAUGCAAAACACUCCAGAUACUUCCAGAGCUUCCAAUGAGUUUAUCGAGGUUGCAUUUAUACGGAUGCAGGUCAUUGGAAAUGAUAACAAAUGUACCAAACCUGUUGGAUUCUCUUGAUUUGUUUAUAAAAGACUGUUACAAACUAAGUGAGGUUCAGGGGUUGUUCAAGUUAGAACCCAUUGGAAACUUUGAUGAAGUAAUGAUCAACAAUUUGGGCUUGUCCAACUUGGAAUUCCUGAGAAACAUUGAAGUGUGGUUGCUCAAUAACAUGACGAAAACUAUAAGAAAAGUUCCCCUUCAGGGACUGUAUGAAAUGGGUAUAUUUAGCACUUUUCUCCCUGGUAGUGAAGUUGCAGCAGGCUGGUACAGCAUUAAGAGCACGGAACCUGAAAUAUGUUUUAAGGUACCUUCAUAUCCUAAUUUGAAGAUCCAAGUCUUGAAUGUAUGUGUUGUCUAUGCACAAACUGAUGAACAUUCUUGGCAUUCUAUGGAUGGUUAUUGGCGUGAUGAGUUUUGGAUGAUUAGAGUGAGUAAUAGGACAAAGGAUGUGAAGUGGACAUACAGCCCAACAUUCAUGGGCCUUCCAGUUGAGGGCCAGGAGAUGGUAUGGUUAAGCCAUUGGAAUUUUGUGAAUCAAUUGAUGGAAGCUGGUGAUGAAGUGAAUAUUUCAUUGGUUUUUUUGAAUUUUGGUAAUAAUCUCAAGCUAAAGGAGUUUGGAAUCCAAUUUGUGUUGGAGGAAGAAGAGAAGGUUACCCCAUACACAGAUUUGUCAGUGUACAAGGUGAAGGGAUACACAGGUUCCUACUUCCUUUCUCAUCAUUGUUUUGGCCUCCGGUACCGCAGAAGGCUUCUUUUCAUAUAGAGCCUCCGGUACUGCAUUUGUGUUUAUAUUGAUGACUUUUUAUAUAUUUAACACUCCGACUAUGGAGAGAUUAAAUUCCCCCACCGACUUCUUAAAAAAUUCUCAAAAAUAGUCAUUUACCGGGCUAAAGUUUAAAAAGGCUCGAUAGAUUUUCUUUUUUCCUGUAAUUUACAGAGUAAACUUAAAACUAGAGGAUGACAACAGAAAAUAUUUUG
Messenger RNA from Cornus florida, 4010 nucleotides. Its product is annotated as disease resistance protein RPV1-like. The record is from RefSeq and is a predicted model, not a curated record. Bases 184 to 3795 code for a protein of 1203 amino acids. The transcript has 6 exons. Gene Ontology annotation, biological process: defense response; signal transduction. Gene Ontology annotation, molecular function: ADP binding; protein binding. NCBI's taxonomy places the organism in Eukaryota, Viridiplantae, Streptophyta, Magnoliopsida, Cornales, Cornaceae.